Molecule: messenger RNA, 5419 nt
Organism: Cuscuta epithymum
Lineage: Eukaryota; Viridiplantae; Streptophyta; Magnoliopsida; Solanales; Convolvulaceae
Source: the annotation of a GenBank genome assembly
AAAAUAAUUUAUAUGCAGUUUAAUCUCGUGUAAGAUGGAUGUAGUCUCAGUUCAGCAAAUCCCAGCCUAAGACCAUUUGUAGUGGUGAGGUAUUAGGAGUCCAAAAUGUUAAAUGUGGAACUUUUGGAUCCUAAUUGUGUGUAGACGGUGUAGUGGUGGUUUAUAUGGGGUAUUAGAGCAUCUUUAAUGGGAAUGUGGAUUGCAUCCCAUAAAAAAUGGACACAUCAACUAUGUAGAGAGGCCGUGAAGCUGAGAUGGACUCACAGACGGGUAAAUUAAAAUUUUCUCUCCAACGGUGCUUAAGAAAUUAUGUUUAUGGCUACAAGCCUACAACCGCCCUAGCUAAAAUCAUACUCAGUAACUCUUUAUUUCCUUCUACCAUCCCUCUUCAAAAGCAUUAUCUAAAAGGAGAUCAAUUCGUAUCAUUUAUACCAUGCACUUGAGCAUCAACAACUUUACAGUAAUUCUCUCAAAUAAAAAAAAACUUUGUAGUAAUUCAUAAUUAAAUAAAAUAGAAAGAGAUGCGUCAAAAAAAAAUAGAAAGUGUAACGGCUAAAUUCUAUUAUGGCAUUAGUCUCCAUAAUUAGAUACUACCUUGUAUAGAUUACUUUUAUUCCUUGAUUUAUUGCCUAGAAUAGCACUACCGUUGCAGCCCAUUAUCAUUGUAUAAAUACUCCUUAUUAUGUCAAUAAUAAUACAUAGCCUUCAAUUCUAGUUUUUCCACAUGGUAUCAGAGAGAUUUUUUUCCUCUUUUCCCACUUCUCCUUAACAUGCUGUAAGUUUUUACAAAAAUUUCAGCACCUCCAUGGCCAACGAUGAUGCUUCCUCCACCCAUGAUGAUGAUGACAUUAAUCCCACCAGCUCACUUCAUUCUUUUGGCCAUGAAAAGUCUUCUCCUUAUGACCUUGAAAGCCCUUAUCACUUGCUCUCUUCCGACAAUCCCGGCGUCUCUCUCGUCGGCCAGCCUCUUAUGGGCCUCGAGAAUUAUUCUUCUUGGUCCCUUGCCAUGACAAUGGCGCUUAAAGGUCGCAACAAAUUCUGUUUCGUUGACGGGACCUUACCGCCUCCUCCCGAGGGUCAUCGGGACCACGCUCGAUGGCAACGCAUAAAUAACAUGGUUAUGUCGUGGCUUCUACAUUCAGUCCAUUCAUCUCUUUCUCCCACGGUUUUAUAUGCUCCAGAUGCCGCCACUGUUUGGUCCGACUUCAAGGACCGCUACUCCACCGCCAAUGGGCCUCGCAUUUAUGAGAUUGAACGCUCAAUUGCCACUCUCCGCCAGCAAGAUGAUUCAAUUCCUGCCUAUCAUAACAAACUCUCAGGAUUAUGGGAAGAACUUAAUCUCCUGGACCCUCCACCGCAAUGCACUUGUACUGCCCGGGCAGCAUAUUUUUCUCAAAUCGAACGCCGUCGUUUGAUGCAGUUCUUGAUGGGUCUUCGGGAUACAUAUGCUCAGUCCCGUAGUCAACUCCUUCUCAAUACCACACUCCCUUCCGUGAAGCGUGCAUAUUCUCUUCUCCUCCAAGAUGAAGCCCAACGACUUCACGCUCCAUCUACUUCCUUGGAACACACUGCCUUCCAGUUGGCUGCAUCUGCUCCUUCACCUUUGCUGCCAGAUUCUGCCCGACACCCGCCCUCUUCUGGAACCUCUCUACCUGGUUUACUUCCGUCACCUUCUGCAUUUAUAGCUCAGAAUCCAGCCGCCAACAAGCAGUCCACCCGAAGCUACUCCAAAUCCAAAUGUUCUCAUUGUGGUCUUCUUGGUCACACACAGCAGGUUUGUUAUCGCCUCCAUGGUUACCCUCCUGGUCACAAAUUCUACCGCAAAGGUAAUACUCACAGCUCCACUCCUACUCCCGCUCCUAAUGGUGGUAAUGAUCCUAUUCAAAAACUCCUUCGUUUGCUUCAAGAUUCUAAGGAACCUAAAGCUAAUAUGAUUGGACCUUUUGACGAAGAAGGAGAUUGGUCGGGGCCAUGAACGCGGUGGCUUAUAUGUUUUUUCCCAUUCUGAAUCUUUAAAUGCUCUUUUAAGUGUUUCUUCUGGCACAUGGCAUUCUCGCCUUGGACACCCUUCUGCUACUGUUUUUAAUCAUUUAGCUCCUUUAUUGGGAUGUUCUUCUUUUAAUAAUAUAUGUCACACUUGUCAUUUCUCUAAACAAACUCGUUUACAUUUUCCAUUGCAUCAUCCUACUACUAGUGCAUGUUUUGACUUAAUUCAUGUUGACAUUUGGGGAAAAUAUUCUACCCCAACUCGUGUUAAUCAGUCUUAUUUCCUUACUAUUGUUGAUGAUUACUCUAGAAUGACGUGGACUUAUUUAAUGCAUUUUAAAUCUGAUGCUUAUUUAUUACUUGUGCAUUUUCUUAAUUAUGUUAAAACUCAAUUCCAUACUUGUGUUAAAACUUUCCGCUCCGACAAUGGCUUGGAAUUUACUCAAUCAUCCUUUCAAAAUCUGCUUCUCCAAAAUGGAAUUAUUAUCCAAACCAGUUGUCCCGGCACCCCCCAACAAAAUGGGGUUGUUGAGCGCAAACACCGCCAUCUCCUUAAUGUGGCUCGUGCGUUGCGCUUUCAAGCUGGCCUCCCUCUCAAAUUUUGGGGUGAUUGUCUCCUUACCGCCACUUACCUUAUCAAUCGCACCCCCACUCCCAUCCUUCGACACAAAACUCCAUAUGAAAUUCUUUUCCACCAACCACCUUUUUUUAGUCAUCUCCGGUCCUUUGGUUGUCUUUGUUAUGCUUCCACCAUCCAUUACCACCCCGAUAAAUUUUCCCCUCGCGCUAGGCGUUGCAUUUUUAUUGGAUACCCGCACGGUCAAAAAGGCUACCGCCUCUAUGAUCUUGACACUGAAAAAGUUUUUGUUAGUCGCGAUGUCGUUUUUCAUGAACACAUUUUUCCUUUCCAUGCGACUUCUGAAGAUUCCACCGAACCCUCUCAUGUUCUGCCCCUUCCCAUUCCUGAUCUUCCUUCUUCACCUACACACCCGCACACCACCUCACCUUCCAGCCACUCCCAGCGACCAUCCUCGUUUGAGGAUAUUGUGCCCCAUCCUGUUAACCAUGAAGGUGUUGACCAUCCAUCACCCUCUAUCCCAGCAACUACCUCCCACCCCGUCCUUGACCCUCAUUCACCUAUCCUUAACCGGGCUACUCCAGACCCAUCUAGCUCCCUCCCACACACCGUGAGUCCCAACCCGUCCUCUCAGCAGCCACCCCGCCGCUCUAACCGCAUCUCUAAACCUCCGACUUAUCUUAAGGACUAUGCUUGCAAUCUCUCUACCAUUCACACCCGUCCGGUUCCAUAUCCUAUUCACUCCUCCCUCCACACCCCCAACUACACACCCCGACACCUCCUAUUUAUUAAUAAUAUCACCAAACUUGUGGAACCCACUUCUUAUUCCGCUGCCCAGAAGGAUCCUCUAUGGCGUCAAGCUAUGGAGUCUGAACUUCAAGCUCUUGAAGCCAAUCACACUUGGGAUCUCACUCUCCUCCCUCCCCAUAAAAAAGCCAUAGGUUGUCGUUGGGUUUACAAAAUUAAAUAUCUCCCUGAUGGUACUGUUGAUCGUUAUAAAGCCCGCCUCGUGGCCAAAGGCUACUCUCAACUUGAAGGGCUCGACUACACAGAAGUUUUCGCCCCAGUUACCAAACUCACUACUGUCCGUACCGUCCUUAGUCUAGCUGCCGCUAAACAUUGGCCCACUCAUCAACUUGACGUCUCCAAUGCGUUUCUUCAUGGUGACUUACAUGAAGAUGUCUAUAUGACCCUUCCCCCGGGGUAUGGUCGAAAGGGGGAGACUCGUGUAUGUCACUUGCGCAAAUCUUUGUACGGUCUUAAGCAAGCCUCUCGUUCUUGGUUUUCCACUUUUUCUCAUGUCCUCUUGCGUGCCGGUUUUCGUCAAUCUAAAGCUGAUUAUUCUAUGUUUACUUAUCUUCGUGGUUCUUACCUCACUAUUUUACUUGUUUAUGUUGAUGAUAUUAUUAUAACUGGUGCUGAUCCUUUUAUUAUUCCUUUACUUAAGUGUUAUCUUUCCCAGCAUUUUCAGAUCAAAGAUCUUGGUCCCUUGAAGUAUUUCUUGGGUAUUGAAGUUGCCCGCUCCAAAAAUGGCAUUUUUCUCAAUCAAAGGAAAUAUACACUCGAAAUUCUUUCGGAUACUGGCCUUCUUGGGUGCAAACCUGCACCAUCACCAAUGGAUCCCGAUACUCACCUUGCUUCCUCUACUGGGUCACCUUUGUCUGACCCCGCGCCAUACCGACGCCUCGUUGGGCGUCUGUUAUAUCUUACGGUCACACGACCGGAUAUUACUUUUUCCGUUAACCUCUUAACUCAAUUUAUGUCUUCUCCGCAGGAUUGCCAUUGGAAUGCCGCUCUUCGUGUGGUUCGCUACCUCAAAGCGGCUCCUGAUCUUGGAAUCUUACUCUCCUCUGACACCUCUUUACGUUUGCAUGCUUAUUGUGACGCCGAUUGGGCCUCUUGUCCGACCACUCGCCGCUCCACCACAGGCUAUUGCACUUUCCUUGGCCCAAGCCCCAUUUCUUGGCGCACAAAAAAGCAACCGACUGUUUCUCGUUCCUCAGCCGAAGCGGAGUAUCGUGCUAUGGCAUCUGCCGCUAGCGAGAUAACAUGGCUCCAAUUAUUACUUCGCGAGUUACACAUUCCGCUUCAUCCCGCUCAGUUACAUUGUGAUAAUCAAGCAUCUUUGCAUAUUGCCAACAAUCCGGUUUUUCAUGAGCGUACGAAGCACGUCGAAAUAGACUGUCACUUUGUUCGUGAACGUGUUCAAAAUGGCACAAUUUGCACUUCUUUUGUCCCAUCUGAUCAGCAAUUAGCCGACGUCUUCACCAAAAGCUUACCACCUGCUUCUUUUCGGUCUUUAACUUCCAAGCUCAUGACUCGACCUUGAGCUUGAGGGGGAGUGUAACGGCUAAAUUCUAUUAUGGCAUUAGUCUCCAUAAUUAGAUACUACCUUGUAUAGAUUACUUUUAUUCCUUGAUUUAUUGCCUAGAAUAGCACUACCGUUGCAGCCCAUUAUCAUUGUAUAAAUACUCCUUAUUAUGUCAAUAAUAAUACAUAGCCUUCAAUUCUAGUUUUUCCACAGAAAGAGAUUAAAAAUAUAAUGACUACCACUUCGAAGAUGCCAGGAGGCUUGGAGGUUCUACCAGCUUCGAAAGAAUGAAAGAUACGACUGAAAUAUGUUAUGGGUGGGUUUUCUUGUUCCAAAUAAUUUGAGUUUUUUUGGAGAUUUUUUUCACGAACUGCGGCCAAAUAAAAUAUUUUGCCGCUGAGUUGGCUGUCUAACAUGGUUGCUGAAAGUAGAAAGCGGAAAGCACGGUGUGGACGGUUUUCUAUUCCAACUCACCACCACCAAAAAUAUAGACAGUUCCAUUGGAGGGCAUAUUUUAAUCCCACCAUCUAUUUUGUUGACAUGGC